Molecule: messenger RNA, 2045 nt
Organism: Lotus japonicus
Lineage: Eukaryota; Viridiplantae; Streptophyta; Magnoliopsida; Fabales; Fabaceae
Product: NEDD8-activating enzyme E1 regulatory subunit AXR1-like
Exons: 15
Coding region: 123-1694 (523 amino acids)
Biological process (GO): protein neddylation
Cellular component (GO): cytoplasm
Molecular function (GO): NEDD8 activating enzyme activity
Source: RefSeq, a predicted model, not a curated record
CCGUCAGUCAUACGCUGAAAUAAGCUCUUCUCCGUGUGUUCGAAACAGCGUCAGUGUGAAGCAAGCAAGCAAAGAAGCAGCAAGUAGCGGCGAACCCAGUGAGAGCGAGAGAAGAGAAGAGAAUGGCAGAACCGAAAGUGAAAUACGAUCGCCAACUCAGAAUAUGGGGCGAGCAGGGACAGGCAGCCCUUGAGAAAUCUAGUAUUUGUUUACUUAACUGUGGUCCUACUGGUUCUGAAACACUUAAGAACCUUGUUCUUGGUGGGGUUGGAAGCAUCACGGUAGUCGACGGGUCCAAAGUUGAAGUGGGUGACCUCGGAAACAAUUUUUUGGUGGAUGAAUCAAGCCUUGGGCAGUCAAAGGCAAAAUGUGUAUGCUCAUUUCUUCAAGAGCUGAACGAUGCAGUUAAAGCAAAAUUUGUAGAAGAGUAUCCAGAAACAUUGAUUGAGACAAAUCCAUCAUUCUUUUCUCAAUUUACUUUGGUUAUUGCCACUCAGCUGGUGGAAAAUUCAACAAUAAAACUUGACCAAAUCUGUAGGGAGGCGAAUGUUAUGUUGAUCUUUGCCCGCUCCUAUGGUCUUACAGGGUUUGUUCGAAUUAGUUUGAAGGAACAUACUGUUAUUGAAUCAAAGCCUGAUCAUUUCUUGGAUGAUCUCCGGUUAAAUAAUCCUUGGCCUGAACUCAAGAGGUUUGCAGAGGGCUUUGACUUGAAUCUGCAAGAUCCUGUUGCUCAUAAGCACAUACCAUAUGUUGUCAUUCUCGUCAAGAUGGCUGAUGAGUGGGCCAAAAGCCAUGGUGGUAGGCUUCCAUCGACCAGAGAAGAAAAAAAAGAAUUCAAGGAGCUUCUUAAGGCUGGGAUGGUUGCACAAGAUGAAGAUAAUUAUAAAGAAGCUAUUGAGUCCUCAUUCAAAGUAUUUGCUCCCCGAGGAAUUAGUUUGGAGUUACAGCAGAUACUAAAUGAUAGUUCUGCUGAAGUGGACUCUAAUUCAUCAGACUUUUGGGUGAUGGUGGCAGCUCUAAAGGACUUCAUUACAAAUGAGGGUGGUGGGGAGACACCUCUUGAAGGAUCUAUACCAGAUAUGACUUCUUCUACUGAGCAAUAUGUGAAUUUGCAAAAUAUCUAUCAGGCUAAGUCCGAGGCUGACUUUCUUGUAAUAGAACGACUGGUGAAAAGCACCUUGAAGAAAAUUGGUAGAGAUUCAAAUAGCAUUCCAAGGGCAACAAUUAAAAGCUUUUGCAAAAAUGCAAGAAAACUCAAAGUUUGCAGGUACCGUUUGAUUGAAGAUGAGUUUAAUUUUCCAAACCUGUCGGAGUUACAGAAGUACCUAACUGAUGAAGAUUACAGCAUUGCUGUGGGAAUUUAUAUUUUGCUUCGUGCGGUUGAUCGGUUUGCUGCUAAUUACAACAGUUUUCCUGGACAGUUUGACAGCGCAAUGGAUGAGGAUAUAUCUCGAUUAAAGAGCACAGCAAUUGGCCUACUUAAUGACUUGGGAUGCAAUGGUGCCACAUUGGCUGAGGACCUUAUCAAUGAGAUGUGUCGAUUUGGUGCUGCGGAGCUUCAUGCUGUUGCUGCUUUGGUUGGAGGAAUUGCUUCACAAGAAGUGAUCAAGCUCAUAACAAGGCAAUUUGUACCAAUGUCCGGAACCUUCAUAUUCAACGGCAUUGACCACAAAUCACAGAUAUUGUCACUGUAAUUGUUUUCACUGUGGGUUCUAUUGGAAGAUCGUCGAUUUGCUGGAGUGAGCUAUCAUUAACUAUGGCUUCCUUGUAUCUUGUAGUGCGCAUUUUUGAAGCAUUUCUGAUCGUUAAGCAGUACUAGUACAUUCUUCCUUGUAUGGAAGUUUUGUAACUACGGAUGUCAUGUCAGACAGCGGAUUGAGGAUUAGAAUAGAUAUUACAAAACUGAAGAGACUACUUUGUUUUAUGAAUACUUUUUUACCUAUGUUGUACAUUAAGAUCUCUUAGCUGCAGCGAUCAAUGUAAUCUCAGGGAAAUCAUAUUAUCAUAUAGCACUAUAAUUUAGUAAUGAUCCAUUGAAUAGUAAA